AUGCACUUCACGACCUCCGCCAUCCUCCUGGCCCUCAUCACUACCAUCUCCGCCAGCGCCAUCGCCAAUCCUCUCCCAACGGCCGCUCCACUCCUCUCUCGCCGCGCCACCCGCGCCUCUUCCGGCAACGGCAUGCCAGCCUCCUCCGGCACCACAGCUCUCAGCGCCGUCAAGACCAUCGCCGCCGGCCAGACCUUCGACGGCGGAAUGAAAGUCUAUGAUCGUGGCGUCUCCUGUACUGGACAAGCGGAGGGAGGCGACAGCGAUGCCGUCUUUAUCCUUGAGAAGGGAGCGACGUUGAAGAAUGUCAUUAUUGGGCCACGGCAGAUUGAGGGCGUGCAUUGUAAUGGCGGGUGUAAGCUUGAGAAUGUUUGGUGGUCUGCUGUUUGUGAAGAUGCGUUUACUGUGAAGAAGCAGGCUGCUGGCGAGACCACUACCAUCAAAGGUGGUGGAGCCUUUGGCGCUGAGGACAAGGUCCUCCAGCACAAUGGCGCAGGGACAGUCUCCGUCUCCGGCUUCACCGUCGACAAUUUCGGCAAACUCUACCGUAGCUGUGGAAACUGCAAGACCAUGUAUGAGCGUCAUGUGAUCCUCGACAGCAUCACGGCAUCCUCGGGCAAGAUCCUUGCUGGUAUCAACUCGAACUACGGCGAUACAGCGACCUUCUCGAAUGUCAAAGUAUCUGGUGUCAAGGAUAUCUGUGUCACCUACACUGGCAACAGCAAGGGUGACGAGCCGAAGAAGAACGGUUCUGGACCGAGCGAGAGCUGUCUUUAUGAUAGCGGUGAUGUUUCUGGUGCAUAG
Recurvomyces mirabilis is the source of this 804-nucleotide messenger RNA. RefSeq lists its product as uncharacterized. Gene Ontology annotation, molecular function: pectate lyase activity. Bases 1 to 804 code for a protein of 267 amino acids. The record is from RefSeq and is a predicted model, not a curated record. Lineage: Eukaryota; Fungi; Ascomycota; Dothideomycetes; Mycosphaerellales; Teratosphaeriaceae. Gene Ontology annotation, biological process: pectin catabolic process. The transcript is spliced from 4 exons. Gene Ontology annotation, cellular component: extracellular region.